AAGGGUGGAAGGCAGGAAGUUCUGGCUACCCGGGGCUGCCCAGGGGCCCGGCAACAGGAAGCCCUGGGCGGGGAGGAAGCCCUGGAGGCCACGGGCCCCAGAUGCAGCAGGCGGCUGUCAGCAGGAGGCUCCGCGGGCGUAGCCGGCCCAGCACUCUGGGCUGCGCGGGGCACCGCACCGCGCCUGCCUAGGGGAGGCUGGCUGAAGCCCCGCCCCGUGGCCCCUGAGCCACAUGGCCUUCCUGGGCCCCAGGACACCUGCCCCCAAGCCGUCGCCAGGCAGGAAGACAGUCAUGUGCUGGGUCAGUGCCACCAGCUUCAUGGCGGCCGAGGAGAUGCACUGGCCCGUCCCCAUGAAGGCCAUUGGUGCUCAGAACUUGCUGACCAUGCCUGGGGGUGUGGCCAAGGCUGGCUACCUGCACAAGAAGGGCGGCACCCAGCUGCAGCUGCUCAAGUGGCCCCUGCGCUUCGUCAUCAUCCACAAGCGCUGCAUCUACUACUUCAAGAGCAGCACGUCUGCCUCCCCGCAGGGCGCCUUCUCGCUGAGUGGCUACAACCGGGUGAUGCGGGCAGCUGAGGAGACGACGUCCAGCAACGUCUUCCCCUUCAAGAUCGUCCACAUCAGCAAGAAGCACCGCACGUGGUUCUUCUCUGCCUCCUCUGAGGACGAGCGCAAGAGCUGGAUGACCUUGCUGCGCAGGGAGAUUGGCCACUUCCAUGAGAAGAAGGAGCUGCCUCUGGAUGCCAGCGACUCCAGCUCGGACACAGACAGCUUCUACGGUGCCAUUGAGCGGCCCGUGGACAUCAGCCUCUCUCCGUACCCCACGGACAAUGAAGACUACGAGCACGACGAUGAGGACGACUCUUACAUGGAACCCGACUGCCCCGAGUCCGGGAAGCCCGAGGAUGCCCUGAUCCACCCACCGGCCUACCCCCCACCUCCGGUGCCCACGCCCAGGAAGCCCGUCUUCUCUGAUGUGCCCCGGGCCCACUCCUUUUCCUCCAAGGGUCCAGGCCCUCUGCUGCCACCUGCACCCCCUAAGCGCAGCCUCCCCGAUGCCGGCCCGGCCCCCGAGGACUCCAGGAGGGAGCUGCUGGGCCCGAGGUGGCUCGAGCCCGGCCCCAGGGUGCCCGCCCCCUCCCGGAGGGUGAGUGAACCCCCACCGGGCGGCCUGCCCGCCGUGCCCAGCCGGAAGCCACCUUGCUUCCGCGAGGACGCCAGCUCCGGCCCAGAGCCCCGGGUCCCUGGCCACGGCGCCAGCUCUUCCUCUAGCUCUGCCAGCGCAGCUGCUACCACCUCCAGGAACUGUGACAAGCUCAAGUCCUUCCACCUGUCCCCUCGGGGGCCACCCACACCUGAGCCCCCUCCCGUGCCGGCCAACAAGCCCAAGUUCUUGAAGGUGGCUGAAGUGGCCCCCCCAAGGGAGGCAGCCAAGCCCGGACUCUUCGUGCCCGCCGUGGCCCCCCGGCCUCCCGCACUGAAGCUGCCCACGCCCGAGGCCACAGCCCGGCCCGCGAUCCUGCCCAGGCCAGAAAAACCGCCCCUCCCCCACCUCCAGAGAUCACCCCCCGACGGGCAGAGCUUCAGGAGCUUCUCCUUUGAAAAACCCCGGAAACCCGCGCAGGCUGACACGCCGCAGGCGGACGCUGGCGGGGAGGACUCUGAUGAGGACUACGAGAAGGUGCCACUGCCCAGCUCCGUUUUCAUCAACACCACGGAAUCUUGUGAAGUGGAAAGGCUGUUCAAAGCCACGAGCCCCCGGGGAGAGCCCCUGGACGGCCUCUACUGCAUCCGGAACUCCUCCACCAAGGCGGGGAAGGUUCUGGUCGUGUGGGACGAAACCUCCAGCAAAGUGAGGAACUACCGCAUCUUUGAGAAGCUCAGGGGGCUGGCCGGCCCCUCUGACCCUGCCCCACUCCCCACCCAGGAGGCGAAGUUCUACCUGGAGGGCGAGGUCCUGUUUGUGAGCGUGGGCAGCCUGGUGGAGCAUUACCACACUCACGUGCUGCCUGGCCACCAGAGCCUGCUGCUGCGGCACCCCUACGGUUACGCCAGGCCCAGGUGACGCCUGUGCUUGCACGCUACUGGGCAGAGACGGCCACGGGGCCACAGCCCUGGGCCACGCAGAAGGAGACCGGCCUGCACGGGAGAACACGCGGGAGCCAGCACCGUGCUCUGACCCGGGGCCUCCCCGGUGGACACCUCACAGAGAUUGCCAGGCCAGGCCCCGCCCAGCAGGCUGGGUCCCCCGGGGCUCGGCCAGGCCCUGGGCUCCAGGGAAUUGUGUGGGGCUCUCCUGUCUCACCCCGCCCACCUCCCAGGAGCCUAGGACUGAGCCCAGUCUGGACUUGAUUUACAGAAAUUCUGGUACCCCCCGGCACGCCCCCCCGGCACUGGGCUGGGAGCUGGGCAGGGCUGAGGUAUUUGGGGUUGGGCAGGGGCUGGACCCCCAGGAACGCUACAACACAGGCUCCGAGAGGGGCCGGUGCCUCACAAUAAAGCACAGAUGACCUUUGCCCCGGUGGCCAGGGCUGCACUGGGAAGGGGGCACAUCAGCCUCCAAGUGUUGACUGUAGCAGGUCAGCUCACGGGACCUCUAGGAGGUGGUCUUGUUUUCUAGGCCACAGGGCGCUAAAUGACUUACCCUUGGGUCCACAGCUGGUAACAGAACAGGACCCAAAAAGUUGGACAAUCUGGCCCCAGAGCCUGUAUCCAGAAUGCCAGGUUCUGCUGCCAGAAGUCAGGUCCAGGGCAGUGAGGCUACAGAGCUAAGAGGCCCCUCACAUCAGUAACCGGGUCAUUCGUUGGCUUAACCAGUGGUUACUGGGAGACAACCGGGCAGAAGGUACGCACAGCGCCCACCGUCCGUGGCAGCGGGGUGUGCAGGGGCUGGGAGCUUGCAACGCAGCUGGGGGCUCCAGGAAGACUUCCUGGAGGAAGUGAUGGUUACAGUGCUGCAGGAAGAGUAGGCCCUGUGUCGGCCAGGGGUGGGUGGGGACAGUGGUACCCAGAUGCCCAAGUCGUCUGGUUCAUGCCUGGUGCAGGCCCAGCACCGAUCAUCCCCUUGCUUCCUGUCACGGAAUCCCAGCAGCCUGCUCUCCCUGGCGUGGCCAUCCAGGCUGGAAUGUUUUCUUUUCCUCAUAAAAACAGACUCAACUGGGUGUCAGGGCUGCCAGGGAACCCAGGGUCAUUUGCUCCUCACUGCACUUUGUGUUGGGAUGAGGAAUUCGCGAUGUAGAAGCCAAGCCACAAGAGCCUAUGUGCCCACUAGCCAUUGAUUAAUGGUCCCAGAGGAAGGCCCUUUGGACGUCCCUUCCUCUGCCCUGGGCAUGUCCCGGGGUGAGGUCGUUGGAGGAGGAGAGAGAAGUCCAGUCAGAUGGGAGGCUCCUGGAGGUGCAGCAGGGAAGACAGCAGCCGUCUCCUCCCAGGAACCGAGUGUCCAGCACCACCUCUACAGAUGUUUCUUCUUCAGGCACCCAGUGGAGUUGGGGAAACCGGAGCCCCUGGUGUUCCUUCCGCAGCAUCUGUGGGAAACCAGCAGUUCCUCCUUCCUGCAGUUGCAGUCCACUGCCCUGAGCCCAAGUGACGCACACCAGUCCCCACUGUGGCUUGCAGUUUCCCUUUCUGUGAAAUCAGAGAAGCAUUUCCAGCAGUUUCUGGGGUCUGCUGUGCUGCUGAUUGCUGUAGGACACAUGACACUAAUGCUUUUAGCUGACACGCGGCCACUUGGCAGCCAGCUCAUACUUGAAGACCCCUGAACUGCAAGGUUGGGGGGUUCUGGUGUCCAGAGCCAGGUGAUAGGUCCUUCUGGCCACCUGGACAGAUGAGACCUGUCGCUACUAGAGGCCCACCCCAGAGCCCAGCCCAGGGCCUGACGGGACAGCUGCCCUCCUCUGAGUUCACACCCCAGGCCCAGGGCCUCGGUUGCUAGAGUGUGUGUGUGGAGGGUAGUGGAUGGGGCCCCAGGCACGGUCCUCCAGCACACAGGAGGGGCUGGAAGGGGUCCCACUCCCCCGAGACUUGCCAUGAAUGUUCUAUUCCUCACGUAGGGCUGGAGGGUGGUUACCACUGGCUGAGCACUUCCUGUACUCAAGGUGCUGAGCUGCACACUUGACUUAGGUGUAAUAGCAGCUGCCCUCCAGGCGAACUGUUUUACAGGUGAGAAAACCCAGGCUCAGGGAGGCCUGGAUUCCAGACACAGCCCUGCAAUCUGUCCUUCGCUGCUGAGCCCAGACCCUGGCCCCCGCCUAGCUCCCUGCCACCCGCGUGGCCUCGGACAGUCAUUUUAGGGUGUCUGGUUAGCCUGCCUCCCGGGGUUCUGGGCAUGCCUUCACCCAGCGAGGGGGCCACAGCUCGGGGUGGGGGGGACAAGGCUGACCUGCCUCACUGUUCUGUCCUCCCAGCCGCAGUCUGUGGGUAAACUGAUGGGGGCCCCACCCGAGGUGCUGUGCUGCUCCCUCACCUUACAGAUAGGGAAACUGAGGCUCAGAGAGGCUUCGCUGACCUGCCCAUCCUGAUGGUGAGUCCAGAGAUGGUUCAAUUCCUGUGCCAGGGAAGAGGGCCCUGGACGCUUUGGGAAGCUUCUCCAAGCUGAGCCCUGAACAUGGUUGUACUUUUCCUGCAGUUCAUCGGAAGGAGUGCAGUGAGCCUCUGUACCUUCUGUUCAUAGAGUUUUAUUGUCAACAGAUGUUUUUAGAACCAGAAGAGACCUCACAAAACAAGCCAGGGUUGCUCCAGUCCCCACGCCAAUUCUGGGUCACAUUGCAUGGAUGCCCCCUGCUGGUCUGAGGGGGAACUUCUGGCACCCCAGGCUGAGCACCAGAGGCCUGGGCCCAAGGGGCUUCUCGUCCCGCUGGGCUGCACUGGGCUGGCCUCUGCAGGGCAUGGCAUAGAGGACAGCAAGGCCACCCGAGGAAUAUCAGGCAGAGCUGGCCCUUGAACCAAAUCUGUGUGUCUCUAGAGAGGCAGUGAGGGGCAGGCCGCAGCCUGUCUCUGCCUGUGACUCAGAAGCAGGGAGCCCCUGGCUGGGCAACCUGCACACACACAGGGCCCCCCUGUCUGUGCCCCGGAGAUGGUUGCUAGUGGCCAUCCCGCAUCAAGCCACCAGCACUCUCUCGGGAGGGAGAGUUGUGGGAUGCAAAGCAGACCUGACCCAUCUGCCUCCCUCAGACUGCUCCUCAGAAACUGCAGAGGCUGCCUGACAGCUGCCCCUGCAUCGCCCUCCAGCUGCAUCCCUGGUCGCGCUCUGAGCUACUCAGAGCUGAGGCACCUCCUUUCUCCUUUCAUUUCCGGUGGAAUGAAACACAUCCAGAAAAGUGAACAGAACACAAAUGUACAGCGUAACAAAUUGCUAUGAAGUGAACCAGGCCCCGUGUGCCCUCCCCAGCUCAGCGCCACCCCCUUCCUCUCUCACAACCCCUGCCCUCGCUUUGGGGAGGCUCACAUUCCUGUUUUGCUAUGAAGGCUUCAUCCAUCACGGUGCUUUCCUGUUUUCGGACGUUAUGUGAAUGGAAUCAUACAGAUGCAACCUUUGGCGUCUGGCUUCUGCUCGUUACAUCUUUGAGA
Molecule: messenger RNA, 5565 nt
Organism: Aethalodelphis obliquidens (Pacific white-sided dolphin)
Lineage: Eukaryota; Metazoa; Chordata; Mammalia; Artiodactyla; Delphinidae
Gene: SH3BP2
Product: SH3 domain binding protein 2
Exons: 13
Coding region: 233-2065 (610 amino acids)
Biological process (GO): signal transduction
Molecular function (GO): SH3 domain binding
Source: RefSeq, a predicted model, not a curated record